AUGACAAGAACUCUUCUGACAGAAAAGAAGGAAGGAGAAGAAGCCACGGAAUGGCUCCAAAUCAAGGAAAAUAACUUCUCCUAUAGACCCAAUAUGAUUUGUAGUUUUUUGCAUGAAAAUGAAGCUGAAGAAGUUGUAAUUCCCACCUCAGAUAAAUCUUUCGAAUUGGAGGAGCAAGAUACUCAAAUGAAAGAUGAUUCAAACCUGGAUUAUGAACAGGGAAAACCAUCGAACUUGGAAAUGGAAGAUUCUGGUUCUCUUACUGCUCUGUCUUUUGAGACAGACACUUCUGUUUCUAUGGAAACUCAUGGUACUGCCUUAGAAAUCACCCCAAGAUGAAAUGUUUUCAUAAGACUCAUAACUUUUUAGAGUUUUUUGUGUUGAUUUAAUUUUAGGCCACACCUGGCAAUGCUCAGUAAUUACUCCUGGAGGCUUGGGG
Suncus etruscus (white-toothed pygmy shrew) is the source of this 439-nucleotide messenger RNA. Its product is annotated as general transcription factor 3C polypeptide 6-like. The record is from RefSeq and is a predicted model, not a curated record. The coding region runs from base 1 to 339 and encodes 112 amino acids. The transcript has a single exon. Lineage: Eukaryota; Metazoa; Chordata; Mammalia; Eulipotyphla; Soricidae.